AUGGUGAAUACUAGAUCAGAAACCAACAGAGUGCCCCGGGAUGACCGAAAUGCCCGAGACGAAGGAAACUCUAACGAUCCCCAAUUCACUCGCUUGAAUGAAAGAAUGGAGCAGAUGGCCAAGAGCAUCGAGGAUUUGGCCACUAUGAAUGCUGUCCUCCAGGCCCGAGUUCCAGAACUUCAUCGAACUGUCACUGACCUAGGAAACCGAGAGAAAGGCAGCCGGGUCGAAGGCUCUGGGGAGCCGAACAAAGAAGAAGAAGUCCCAGGAAACCCUCCCCCUGCUCAACCUGAGGCGGCAAGGGCGGUACAAGGCAUGAUCGCCCGAUUGGAACAAAGAUGCAAUGUUCUGACCGCAGCUAUUCAACGGAACGAUAAGGGGAAAGCUUCCCUGGUAGAAAACCUUUUGCAGAAGACCACCUCUCCAUUCACCGAGGAGGUGGAAAAUAUUUGCCUUCCCGAGAAGUUCAAAGUCCCAGAGAUCCCAUUUUAUACGGGCCUUGAAGAUCCCGUGGAGCACCUAGAUAAUUUUAGAGCCCACAUGGAUCUCCAUCAAACACCCGAGAUGGUGGCCUACCGAGCAUUCCCUCUGACCCUCUCGGGCAAUGCCCACGAUUGGUUCAGGAGCCUCCCGCCAAAUUCCAUUCGUCAUUUCGAGGACCUCGGUAGGAUGUUCCUGACGCAGUUUAUGGCCAGAAGGGGAAUCCGAAAAGAUGGAGCCCUAAUGGCUGAUAUAGCCCGGAAGCCCCCUCAGAAUUUAGAUGGCUUUAUGAGUAAAGUCGAGAAGUGCAUUAACCAGGAGGAGACACUCCGAGCUCUAUUGGGACCCGAGCAAACUCGCCUAUCCACCUCCAGGAAUCCAAAAAAUAAGAAUCUUCGGAAGGAAGAACGGAAGCGGGUUCCAGAAGAAGAGGCUAGGCCAAAGCGGGAUCAGGAGUCCCUAAGAGGUCACAACUGGACACCCCUCAAUGCACCCAUUAUGGAUGUUCUCCUGGAGAUAAAGCGAGACCCGAUGUACCGAAAACCCAGACCGGUGCUCGCAAAUCCGCAUUCACGAUACGCCGACCAGUAUUGUGCGUUUCAUGAUACUACCGGGCAUCGCACAGGCAUAUCCUUGAGACUUCUGAUUGAACGCUUCAUAGAAAACGGAAAACUUGUCUGUUUCCUUGCAGAUCAGAGAAUUCAGCAAGACCCGGAGCACGGCAAUCGCCCUCAUCAGAAUCGGUUCCAUCAGGAUCAAAACAAUCCCCGAGAUGAUGGAGGAAGAAAUCAAGAAAGGGGAAGGGAAUCGGAACGCAAGCCAAACCCUCGGGCUGCACGAGAAAGAAGUAGGAGCCGAGCCAGACCAGUACGGCAGGAAAACCUUCCAGAGAUACAGACGAUUUCGGGGGGUUUCGGAGGAGGCAGAAAGUCUAGCUCAGCGCGGAAGGCAUAUGCAAGGUUAGCCUUCGAGCAAAUGAAGAUUGAUCGAAGUAAGGUGAUCCCGGUGAGACAUUCGCUUGUGGGAUUCACAGGAGAGCAAGUGCUCCCACUCGGGUCCAUCGAGCUUCCGGUCACAGCAGGAAUGUACCCGAGGCAGAGGACGGUGAUGGUUCGGUUCUUAAUAAUCGACCGACCAUCGGCCUACAACGCCAUCCUCGGGAGAACAGCUCUCAAUGAAUUUAGGGCUGUGACCUCAACCCCUCACCUGAGCAUGAAAUUCCCUACCGAAGAAGGAGUCGGUGUCGAAAAAGGAGACCAGAGGAUGGCCCGAGAAUGUUAUAAUACAAGUUUGAAGAAGCUCCCGGAAGCCACGAGACUCGGAGAGAAGAAAAAGGACGAAGAAAAAUAG
Molecule: messenger RNA, 1830 nt
Organism: Alnus glutinosa
Lineage: Eukaryota; Viridiplantae; Streptophyta; Magnoliopsida; Fagales; Betulaceae
Exons: 3
Coding region: 1-1830 (609 amino acids)
Source: RefSeq, a predicted model, not a curated record